AUGGUUCUGUUUCUCCCGCCUCCGGACGACGAUCAGUUCAAGGUGUGGCUGAAAAGCAUAGAUCAAGAUGGUGAUGGUAAGAUCAGUAGGAAAGAGCUGCGACGCGCACUUCGUGUGCUUGGCGUGAACUGCGCGUGGUGGAAGGCUUGGAGAGCGCUGGUGCAUGCUGACCUUAACCAUAACAAGCACAUCGACGGCGAUGACGAGGCCGAGGAACUCAUCAAAUAUGCCGUGAAGCGGAAUUGGGAUAAUCAGCUGACAGCGCAAGAGUUCAAGGAGUGGCUGAAAAGCAUCGAUCUAAACGGCGAUGGCUUGAUCAGCAGGAAGGAGCUGCGCGACGGGCUUCGUGCGCUUGGCUUGAAUAGCACACAGUGGAAGGCUUGGAGAGCGCUAGUGCAUGCCGACCUUAACCGUAAUAAGCACAUCGACGGCGAUGAGGAGGUCGAGGAACUCGUCAAUUAUGCGAGAAAGCGUUGGGGUAUAAUUGUUAAUUAA
This is a messenger RNA of Dendrobium catenatum, 495 nucleotides long. RefSeq names its product calmodulin-like protein 9. The transcript is spliced from 2 exons. NCBI's taxonomy places the organism in Eukaryota, Viridiplantae, Streptophyta, Magnoliopsida, Asparagales, Orchidaceae. The record is from RefSeq and is a predicted model, not a curated record. Gene Ontology annotation, molecular function: calcium ion binding; enzyme regulator activity. The coding region runs from base 1 to 495 and encodes 164 amino acids.